UCCCCGGGGCAUCGCUCCCCUAGGGGGGACCCCCCUGCGCCCAUCGGACCCCGGGGGUGCGCUCUCCCCGCGGGGGUGCCCUCCCGGGCAGCAUUUGGCGUCCCCAUCGCGCUCCGCCCGGCGUCCGUCGCCGCCGCCCGCCGCCUCUUGCCCUCUUCAACACCGGGGGCGCGCGGUUCCGCCGCGACGACGACGACUACUACGAGGAGGAGUCCAGCGGCGACGAGGACGUCUUCUGCGACCGCCGCCGCUGCCGCCGCGUGCGCGACUUCUCCGGCCCCUAGUUCUUCUCCGCAGGUACGCGCCGCGCCGCCCGUGAAGGUGUGGGCGGACCAGGACGGCCUGGUGAUCGCGGGGGAGGACACCGGCGACGACGACGAGGAGGGCCCGGCGCGGUACGGCGGCUGCAUCGCGCUGUCCUGGGACGCGUUCAAGAUGGACCAGAUCAAGGCGGAGAUGAAGGACGGGGUGCUCAAGGUCAACCUGCCCAAGAUCAAGGUUGAGGACCGCAAGGACGUGUUCCAGGUCAAGGUCGAGUAGGGGAGGGCGAUGGAAUCCGAUCGGACGAUCGGUCCAGGUCUCGUAGUUCAGUUGUAGCAGUGCUCAAGAACCAGUAGUAGCCGUGUUCGCCUUUCAGUUCGUCCUGUUUUGGUUCAUGAUGGUGAUGACGACGACUCCUGAUGAUCUUGCUAUGAACUUCUCAUGAGUAAUGGCGUAAUGACAUCUAAUCUGUAUUCAUGUGCUUGUGUUCUUGUGAAUCCUUGCAUUGCCCAUCGUUUGAGAAUGUCCUUGUGAAAUCUGAACUUGAUAUUGGUUCAGACAUGCA
Molecule: messenger RNA, 826 nt
Organism: Panicum virgatum (switchgrass)
Lineage: Eukaryota; Viridiplantae; Streptophyta; Magnoliopsida; Poales; Poaceae
Exons: 1
Source: RefSeq, a predicted model, not a curated record